Molecule: messenger RNA, 1158 nt
Organism: Symbiodinium necroappetens
Lineage: Eukaryota; Dinophyceae; Suessiales; Symbiodiniaceae
Source: the annotation of a GenBank genome assembly
AUGAACAUUUUCGGAACCACGUUCGACUACGAGGGGCGCCUCAACCGGCUCCGCAAGGUGAUGGAGGAGAACGAACUCGACGCGUUCAUCGUCCACAACUGGACCAAUCAGUAUUACUAUGGCGGCCACUAUCAGCAUAUGCCCUGGUAUCCGCUUUCCCAUACCCACAUCACAGAAGCGCCCCUGAUCCUGUUCAAGGAUCAUGACCCGGUGUUCCUUAGCGCCUUCAUCACCAUGAAUGCCAUCCGCGAGGGCACCUGGAUCAAGGACGUGCGCGUCAACGACACCGGUUUUGCCAAGAGCCCCGCCGACGGUGUCGCCAAGGUUCUGGCCGAAAAGGGGCUCUCGAAGGGGAAUAUCGGGUUCGAAGAAACCACCUGCACCGCCAAGACCUAUCACAGCCUUGUCGCCGCAUUGCCCGAUGCCAAGCUCAAACCGGCCGGCGACCUUCUGUUCAUUGCACGCUCGGUCAAGGAGCCUGCCGAGAUUGCCUUGAUCCGCAAGGCUGUCGAGAUCGGCCAUUCGGCCAUCGACGUUGCCAUCAAGACGGCCCAGCCGGGCGUGACAGAGAUGGAAGUCCAGUUCGCCAUGGAAAUCGAGAUGAAGCGUCUCGGUGCCAUGCGCGAGGUCGAGACCAUGUGCCAGGCAGGUAUCCGCACCGCCAACUACCGUGCCUUCGCAUCCGAGUGGAAAAAGAUCGAGGAAGGCGAACUCGUCACUAUCGAUCUGGGCGCGCUCUAUCACGGUUAUGGCUUCGACAUCGCCCGCACGUGGUGCAUCGGUGAACCCAAAGAUGAGUAUCGCAAGAUCGCCAACGAUCUCUACGACAUACACGACAUAUUCAUGGACUAUCUCAAGCCAGGCAUGGAGUUCGGUACUGUCUUCGACCAUAUCCGCCAGGCAAUGAUCGACCGGGGGUAUCCGGCCAACAAGGCCGUCAUGCCGUGCCAGCAAUUUGCCAUCCAUGGGGUCGGGCUGGGCCCGUUCCACGAUUUCCCGCAUCCCACGCACCGCGAAACCAUUUUCGAACCCGGAAUGGUGAUCUCGUUCCAGCCGUCGGUUCGCACCGAAACCUAUUCCAUCCGGUUCGAGGACAACAUUCUCAUCAAGGAGGACGGGCUUGAGCUGCUCAGCACCACGGAGCGCAAGCUGAUUUGA